This is a messenger RNA of Folsomia candida, 1294 nucleotides long. Its product is annotated as leucine aminopeptidase 1. Gene Ontology annotation, biological process: proteolysis. Gene Ontology annotation, molecular function: metalloexopeptidase activity. Bases 56 to 1147 code for a protein of 363 amino acids. NCBI's taxonomy places the organism in Eukaryota, Metazoa, Arthropoda, Collembola, Entomobryomorpha, Isotomidae. The transcript is spliced from 3 exons. The record is from RefSeq and is a predicted model, not a curated record.
UCUCACCGUGACACUGAACUUGUCCUGGAACAAUAUUUGCUUGUCCAUAUUUAAGAUGCAUUUUCUCCGAGCGUCGAUAAGUUUGCUUUUGUGCGGAGCAAUCUUGUCCCAUGGAGAAGAAAUUUCUGGGGAGAAGCGUUUAAUUAAAGUGGCGGAAGACAAACCAGCCGAAUGGAUGGACCAGGACGAAAUUUGGGGUCUGAUUAAAGCAGAAACUAACUUUGUGGACGUGACGGGACACAAUUUCCCAGUUGUUAAACAAGAGGAUUUUAAUACUGCGGCAAUUCCCACCACCAUCCGUUUUCGAUCCGUUGUCGAAGCACUCUUCUCACUGCUGGACACCAGCCGUAUGAUCACGUUUGUCAUGAGCUUCAGCCAAUUUCAUACUCGUUACUACACCUCUCAAACUGGAAUCGAGUCACAGGCAUUUCUUCGAAGACAAGUUGACGUCAGCCUUUUCGGCUACGCGGGAAACUACACUGUGGAAGAAUUCGAACACACAUGGGUAGGACAGAAAAGCAUUAUUGUUCGGAUCACGGGAACAGAUGCGACACUUCGGAACGAAGUAGUAAUUCUAGGCGCACAUCAAGACUCCAUUAAUACGGGUGGAUCCACACUUUCUGCCCCAGGUGCCGACGACAACGCCUCCGGUUCUGUCGUUGUCCUAGAAACCUUGCGGGUUAUCGCGGAGCAGAAUUUCAUUCCAAAAAGGACAUUGGAAUUUCAUUGGUACGCCGCUGAAGAAGUUGGCCUUCGAGGAUCCGGAGAAAUUGCGAGUUCCUACAAGGAUCGAAAUAUCAACGUCGUUUCAAUGGUAAAUUAUGACGUUCCGGGCUAUCUUGUCCCGAAUCGGAAUGAAAUUCGGAUCGUAAACGAUUACGUGGAGCCGACUCUUAGCACGUUUUUGACCCUAAUUGUCGACGAGUACUUGGCCGUUAGAUGGACCCGGUAUUCAUGCGGAUAUGGAUGCUCGGAUCAUGCUUCCUGGUUUAAUUACGGGUUUCCAUCCGCCCGACCGGCCGAAGCUGUGUAUCACCCAGGCAUGCAUACGGUGACGGACGUCAUAACCGCGGUGGGUUUCGAACAGGUCAAGGAGUUUACGAAGUUGGCGGUGGGAUAUGUGGUCGAAAUGUCGGAGCCAUCUUAAGCGUAGACUACGAAAUCAAGACAUUGGAAAUACUAUUGUUCAUAUGUAAUAAUACUACAAUAUAUUACUUAACUACCUAAAAUUCUAAAUUGUGUAUAAAAUAUGGUGGUUCAUCUUGUAAUAAAUUAGAUUUUCUUGAUUAAGUAA